AUGUCUAGCCCAGCUAAGAAGCGCAAGAGAAACGCGCCGGAUACUACUUCGCCACAGAAGACGCGCAGCAUUGCAUCGUUUUUCCAAGGACAAGCGGCCAAACAGAAGAAGCAAGCGGUGCCAGAGCUAGGGCCAGAGUCAGAACAAGAGCCAGAGACCCAACCGGGGAUCGAUCAGUCCGAGUUGAGCUUGUCAGAUGAGGCUCUGGCUCGAAAGCUGCAGGCAGAAUGGGAUCAAGAAGAGCGAUUGUCAUCGGCAGACAAGAACGCUCAUGAUUCCACUGCCGGAGAACCCUCGUCAACCCUCGAUGAUGUACCAGACGAGAAACUAGCAGAGGUGCCUACGGGGAAGGCUCUAGUGCAAUUGCAGAAGAAUACGCUAUCCUUGCAAUCCUCUGCAGGUACAGAGGACACUGUCGCGUUAGCUGUUCCCUUCGACCAAAGUCCGCAGACCUUCAACGCGACCAAGUAUGCGGCCGAGCUCCGGUCGCAUUGGGCCGCAGACGGUGGCGAUGCAUCUUAUGCGCUGCUGACAAGGGCGUUUGUCCUCGCCAAUGCUACCACGAGCAGAAUCAAGAUUGUGGAUACGCUCGUGAACUUCCUAAGGGUCUUGAUCGAGGGAGAUCCAUCUAGUCUACUUCCCGCAGUCUGGCUCGCGACCAAUUCGAUCACGCCGCCGUAUGACGAGAAGGAGCUGGGCCUUGGAGGCUCAUCUAUCUCGAAAGCGCUCAAGAAGAUAUAUGGUCUUGACAGUCAAGGGCUCAAGACUCUUUAUAACAAACAUGGCGAUGCCGGCGAUGUCGCAUUCGAGGCCAAGAAACGGCAAUCUUUUACCUUGGCCAAACCGAAGCCUCUAAGAAUCAAAGGCGUCUAUCAAUCACUCCUGAAGAUUGCCAGCAGCAAAGGAUCGGGCAGUCAAGAGGCGAAGCAACGUAUUGUCGACAAACUCCUCCAAGACACGAGAGGCGCCGAAGAAAGUCGAUACAUUGUGAGGACCCUGGUCCAAAAUCUUCGCAUCGGCGCUGUAAAGACCACAAUGCUCAUUGCACUGGCCCGCGCGUUCCUAUAUUCCAAGCCAGAGGGGGCAGACUGGACGACUCGACCACGAGAAGAACUAGCCCGUUUGAAAAAGGAUGAGCUGGCUGAGAUAUACAGCAAUGCAGAAGAGCUUGUCAAGGCGUCAUAUGCCCGACACCCGGACUAUAACGAUCUUGUUCUGUGUCUUCUCGAGAUUGGCGUGAAUGAAGAACUACUAGUCAGAUGCGGCCUGGCUCUUCAUAUCCCCUUGAGACCCAUGCUGGGCAGUAUCACCCGGGAUUUGGCAGACAUGUUGACAAAGCUACAAGGAAGAGAUUUCAGCUGUGAAUACAAAUAUGAUGGACAACGUGCACAAGUACAUUGCGAUGCGAACGGCAAAGUUUCCAUCUUCUCCCGACAUCUGGAGCUCAUGACCGAGAAGUACCCGGAUCUGGUGGCUCUUGUCCCCGAGAUCCGCGGAGAGGGCGUGUCAAGCUUCAUUCUCGAAGGCGAAGUUGUUGCCGUAGACAGCGAGUCUGGAGAUCUCAAGACGUUCCAAACCCUCACGAACCGAGCCAAGAAGAACGUCGAUAUCGGAGCAAUCAAGGUCAACGUCUGCCUCUUCUCCUUCGAUCUCAUGUAUCUGAACGGCGAACCACUCUUGAAUCGCCCAUUCAGGGAACGUCGAGAACUUCUCCGGUCUCUCUUCGUCGAGAUUCCCAACCGGUUCACAUGGGUCAAGAAUCUAGACGCCACAUCUGCAGAUUCAGAGGCCGUCCUUGAAUUCUUCAAAGGCGCCACAGACGCCAAAUGCGAGGGCAUCAUGGUGAAAGUGCUAGACAACGCCAGCAGCUCGAACGGCGCAACAACAAUAACAACAACCACCGACCUCGAGUCAUCAGACGGUGCCCCGGCUACCGAAGGCGAUUCCGCAAAGCCACCGUCAGACACAAAAAACAACAACAGCAACAGCAACGAGGAGACCAAGCUACUCAAAGAAAAGCCGACCCGUCGCAAAGCCCUUCUAUCCACCUACGAACCCGACAAACGCCUCGAGUCCUGGCUCAAAGUCAAAAAGGACUACAGCACCUCCUCGGAAACUCUCGACCUGAUCCCCGUCGCCGCCUGGCACGGCAACGGCCGCAAAGCCAAAUGGUGGUCCCCGAUCCUCCUGGCCGUGCGCAACCCAGAAACCGGCACCCUGGAAGCCGUGACAAAGUGCAUGUCCGGCUUCACCGACAAAUUCUACCAGGCCAACAGGGACAAGUACGCACCGGGUAGUCCCAACCUCAUCUCCCGGCCGAGCUAUGUCGAGUAUCGCGGGACCCCCGAUGUGUGGUUUGAGCCACAGGAGGUCUGGGAGAUGGCGUUUGCCGACAUCACCGUCAGCCCGACGUAUACAGCCGCCAUUGGUCUAGUGAGUGAGGAUCGAGGGUUGAGCUUGCGCUUUCCACGAUUUCUCAAGGUUCGGGAGGAUAAAUCUAUUGACGAGGCGACCACGUCGGACUAUUUGGCUCUGUUGUGGCGUAAGCAGGGGGAGAGGAUUCAGGAACAAGGCCGGGGGACGGGUGACGGGGGACAAGAGCAGUCGGGGUGGCAGGAGGAGUGA
This is a messenger RNA of Penicillium diatomitis, 2625 nucleotides long. RefSeq names its product putative DNA ligase I. Gene Ontology annotation, cellular component: DNA ligase III-XRCC1 complex. Lineage: Eukaryota; Fungi; Ascomycota; Eurotiomycetes; Eurotiales; Aspergillaceae. Gene Ontology annotation, molecular function: DNA binding; ATP binding; DNA ligase (ATP) activity. The transcript has a single exon. Gene Ontology annotation, biological process: mitochondrial DNA repair; DNA recombination; DNA biosynthetic process. The record is from RefSeq and is a predicted model, not a curated record. Bases 1 to 2625 code for a protein of 874 amino acids.